AAAAAACACGAAGAAUGAAUAAUAUACGUCGUUUUGUUCGCCCUAAACUGUCAUUCGCUUAUUUAGAUGAUAAGAAAGUAAGAGUUUUCCACUUAGAAGUGUGAGCAUUUAAGACGAUGUAGGAAGCCAUUAAUUGAGAGAUAUUUGGCCAAAGUAUAGAUUACGUAGCUAGAUUACGCACCUCAAAGAUUCAAAUCUUAGAUCCGUUUUACUCAUCUCCAUUCCAAGGAGCUAGACGACAAAGAAGAUGAAGACAUCGUAAAUGAAUAAGAUCAAAAGUAACCCUCGUCACCUAGCAACGGCUGACAGCUGAAGCACACCGUGAAUAUUGGGUUGGAGUGCAUAUCGUCAAAGUUGAAUAAUCGCAUUGUUUCUCGAGUAAACGAAGAAGAAAUAAAAAUCUACAGGCAAGGAGAUCUUGAGAAGCAAUCUUGAAUUUACAGCGGAAAGUACGAAAGCGUAGGAAUCUGAAGUCAUUCGAAACAGCUAAAAUAAGCAAUGGAGAUUGUGAGCGUUAUUUUCGCAGUCUUAUUCCAGUUUCUUUCAAGUUUACCAAUCUCAGAAUCAAAACCAAUCUGCCCGAAAGAAUGGAAAGCUGUAAAUAAUUCGUCCUGUAUUCACGUCUCGAAUAUAACCGUGAGUUGGAAAGACGCAAGGAAUAAAUGCAACAGCAUGGGAAAUAGUACACUCGUCAGCGUCAACAACCAAGACAUGAAUAGCCAGAUUGUGGACAUUCUUAAAAAUAUCACUAAUGGUUCAAAUGCAGAGUUCUAUAUUGGGCUGUCUAUAAAAGAGUCGAAUGGGCAAUUUAAGUGGGAAGAUGAAACAGCUUAUAAUUAUUCAAACUGGCGACAUCCUAAUGUAACCAACGUGACUUUUCCAUCGAAUGAGAGCGUUUUGUGCGGGUUCUAUGAAGCUGAUUUUAAGUGGUUGCUGAAGACUUGUGGGAAAGAAAGAAGGUUUAUUUGUCAGAGUCGUUCCUAUUCCUGGACCACUCCAGGUACAACAACUAGGACACCAUCGAACGCAACCAUUCCGACAAGGCAGCCUACAUCUUCACCAAGGAAUAAUUCAGGGCCCUCAGGUACAACAACUAGUGCACCAUCGAACACAACCAGACCGACAAAGCGGCCUACAUCUACACCAAGGAAUAACUCAAGGCCCUCAGGUACAACAAAUAGAGCACCAUCGAACGCAACCACUCCGACAAGGCAGCCUACAUCUUCACCAAGGAAUAAUUCAAGGCCCUCAGGUACAACAACUAGUGCACCAUCGAACGCAACCACUCCGACAACGCAGCCUUUAUCUUCACCAAGGAAUAAUUCAGGGCCCUCAGGUACAACAACUAGAACACCAUUGAUCGCAACCACUUCGAUAGGGCAGCCUUCAUCUUCACCAACGAAUAAUUCAAGGCCCUCAGAAGACAUAAUCAAGCCGAAUAUGAAGAUUGAAGAGAUUUUAGAUCUCGUGAAAGAAAUUGAAAGAGAAGGAAAAGAAUCUAUUAACCGUAUCAAGAAGGAUGGUAAUGUCAAUGAAACGAAGUCCGUUUCGUUAAGGAACUCGACACAAUUAGUGGCUGUGGUAGCGGUUGUUCCUACCAAUGGGGCCUCUUCACUGAAAUUUCCAUCAGACGACAGCCUUGAUGGAAACAUUAUGCUGCCAAACUCUGUCUUUAAUAUCGCCAAGAAGACCGAAAAUAAUUCUGAUGCGGUCGGAAUCACGUCGGUAUUUUUGAAAGGACUUGGGAAAACGAAAAAUGACAUUCUGAAUUCUGGAAUAAUUUCUACUAAGGUUGACGUGCCCCCUGGAGUAAUGGAUAACCUAAAAGACCCUGUGGUUAUAUCUCUACCACACGGAAAGCCAUUGCAAGCUGGUGAAAAUUCAAGUUGUGCCUUCAUCGACGUCAGUGCUUUAAAAUGGUCCACAAAAGGAUGUCGUGUCUUCAGUUCAAACACAACCUUCACUGUUUGCCAUUGUUCACAUUUAACAAGCUUUGCUGUUCUUCUGGAUGUCCAUGGCACACAUGAUGACAUACCCGAAAAGCACAAGUUUGCAUUGUUGAUCGUUUCCAUCGUUGGUUGCUGUAUUGCUCUUGUGUGCUUCGUAGCAGCACUCAUUGCAUUUUAUCUGGUAGUCUCGGAACGACGAAGGAGAAAAACAGAAACAGUUGCCAUACACAAGAACCUCGCGAUAGCAGAGAUUUUUGCUCUAGUUUUCUUCCUUGCUGCUUACGUUGCCGUUGAUUUAAAGGAAGUGUGUUUCGGAGUGGCCUUCUUACUUCACUACUUCCUGAUGGCCGUGUUUUUCKGGAUGCUCAUUGAAGGUAUCAACCUCCACCGUGGCUUGGUUCAAGUCUUUGUAACAUCCAGUCGUAUAAAAUUCUACAAGGUGUUAGGAUGGGUCACACCAUUGUUAUUCGUGGUCCCUACAGCCGCAGUUGGUGGAAUGGAUUACGCGCGAGAAGACUUCUGUUGGAUUUCUCAAAGAUUUAUCUGGGUGUUCGCUGGACCUGUCGCCUUCAUCAYUUUUGUUAACUUCAUCAUUCUGUGCAUCGCCAUUCGUGUGAUGAUCAAGAGACCGAGAUACAAGAUGAACAAAAUAGACGACGCAAACAAAUCGAACCUGGAACAUGAGUUAAGGUCAACAAAACCGUUUCUCAACUAAUUCGCAACUGUCGCAACAGAUUUCCCGUUGUCAGAGCUACUUCAAACACUUCUACUCGAGUCAAGUCGUACUUCAGCCGAACCAUGUCCCAUACUGGCCAAUCAGGUAGCGCGAGUAUGUCAUCAUCUAACUCCACCAAACGAACCAGURCCUACUGCAACGCUUCAUUCGAUGCUGGUCGHGUCUUUGAGAUGCCUUCUUGUAAGUCUGAGAUGAAUAGGAACAAGAUAACUGUCGAUUCAAAGGACCCUACCACCGAUACCAAUGCUGGUAUUAUGGCCAAUGGGAAUCCCCCUAAUGGAGUCACCCAAAGCCCCGCUGAAGAUGUCACCAAGCAAGACAACACCAAUGCAGUUCUUAAGGUUCCCCUACAAGUUAAGAAUUCCGGUGUGGGUUUUGAUGCCUAUUUUGGGACUGAAAARCUGUCUUUUGAGCAACUUGAAAAAAACAGCGUCCGCCAAGACACGGGAUCUCCAAACCAGAGGUUUUUCCGAAGAGCAAGAUCUGUCAUAGUAAAACUGUCAUCCAAUGAUUCACAUCCUAAGCGGGCAAACUCUCUAAGCGAACAUAUUGGAAGACGGAGACCUUUGUCUAAGCAAACCUCAAGUGACAGCAGCUAUAGUGGAAAUAGCAACACCCAUACUGUUCAGUGGUUGUUGAUAAACAGAAUACACGAGAACUAUAGACAAACCGGAUGAUGUAGAUGGCUGGGAAUGGGAAAAGUAUGUUGAACUAUAGAAAUUCAUGGAAAGGCAUGCCUACUUUUCCCUUCUCCAGAAAUCCUUUACGACAAGUUUUCGUUCAUUUUUGUAAACAUCUUUACGAGUUUUGUCCAGUAAACCGUGAAAGACAUCAGAAUCAAAGCCGGCUACGACGUCGCGCUUAGCCCAGGCUAAACUACCAUUCCAUGGUCAUUAAAUUAAGAGUAUAAUCUAAAUUUUUACUAUAAAUCAAAGUCUCGACGAAUUUAAGUCGCCUCUAAAACUCCCAUUUCCAUUCCUAAUUGCAAAACAAAAGUUUGUGAUAUAACUUUGAUUCGAUUCGAGACAACUUGCAAAUAUUAUAAGCCUUUGCAGGACACUUGAUUAUCAGAAUAACGAGACAAGUUACGUGGAAACAUUCCCUGCGUAAAACCACUCUUAGAUGGAUAUUUCCCUGCGCCACGUUGAAAGGUAGCCGUGCCUUUCAAGAUGGCGCAGGGAUCUAUGAAAGGGAUUAUUGCGAGACAAGUUGUAAGUAAAAUUCCCUGGUGUAAAAUCACUUUUAAAUUAAUAUUUCAGUCUCGGCUGUGGUUUAAAAAAUCCUCCGAGUUCGCGAAAACUGUAACUUUACAUACGACACUGACCAAGGACCUACACCCUUGUAUAUAUAGUAUUUAUGAUAGCAUAAGAUCGGACUAAGUUAUUUCGGAUAAACAUUUAAUGGAAAAUGCAUGGCUGUUAAUCAUAUCAAGUCGCGGGUAGGCUUAUAUUGAUGUGCCAUUUUCUUAUUAUUUGAAACGAUAUUUCAUGUUAUUAUAUUAGUAAGAGUCAAGUUCAUAUUCCUGUUUGGAGUUAGUUCAUCAAGGUGCAUUGUGGUCUAGCUUGGGUCCAAAUGAGUUCUCUUAACCCAGGCUGGACUAAAAUGUUAUGAAAAUUGACCAAUAAGACGAGGUUAUCUAAGGGACUCUAACAAUAGUUAGAAUUUUGGAUUUUAAAUAACUGAUUUAAUGUAACGUUUGUACUAUUAAGGUGUCUCCGAGAUUGAUAACAUUCAGUUUAUUCGAGAGAGCGCCUCACCUAGYUGUAGAUAGUACCAGAAAUCACUGAAUAUUAAAUAAAAAAAGUUAUAGAAAAUGACA
Messenger RNA from Actinia tenebrosa (Australian red waratah sea anemone), 4504 nucleotides. RefSeq lists its product as uncharacterized. Gene Ontology annotation, cellular component: plasma membrane. The record is from RefSeq and is a predicted model, not a curated record. Lineage: Eukaryota; Metazoa; Cnidaria; Anthozoa; Actiniaria; Actiniidae. Gene Ontology annotation, molecular function: G protein-coupled receptor activity. Gene Ontology annotation, biological process: G protein-coupled receptor signaling pathway; cell surface receptor signaling pathway.